Molecule: messenger RNA, 3096 nt
Organism: Linum trigynum
Lineage: Eukaryota; Viridiplantae; Streptophyta; Magnoliopsida; Malpighiales; Linaceae
Source: the annotation of a GenBank genome assembly
AUGAAGAUUUGGUGCUGCUUGUGCUUCACUUUUGACGACGAAGUAGGACAAUAUACCAAAGGAUAUUGUGAAGCCAUGAGAGACGCCGCUCUUAAGAAUGACAGCCACUCCAGAGGUGUUGGCAUUGGGGCUAACGGCGAGGAUCCUGGGGAAGCUGCACCAACAUUCGACUAUGACAUGCUGGACACUCAUGAUCGGGACGGGACGAGGUUGUUUGAAGAGAUGAUUAGAGCGGCGGAGGGGGGUGAGGCGGCUGGCGAGUCGGUUAACGCGCCGCCUUCUGACGAUGGUAUCGCUAUUCCGGUUGCCUUGAGGAGGAGCACUCUUAGGUUUGCGCAGAGGCUUCGGGGUGAGACUAGUGGUACGGCCACAACAGUCGUCGCGGAGGUUUCUGGAAAUGUUGUGGAAGACUGUAACAGGGAUUGGCAUAGCAAGCGUGCCAAAGUUUACUCUGGUUCUCAUGAUUGCCAAUAUGUCACAGUGAUGUCUCCAGAUGCUGGCCAUUCUAAUUCUUCAGAACCCAUGGACUCCAACUUUACCCAGAGUCACGGUGUUCCAUCGGGGGAUGCGAUAGUUUAUCAUAAUUUCAUAUGGAAUAGCAGCAAUGAUGAAACUUCCUUUGGUUCCAAUGGUGGUGGAGAUGGUGGAGAUGAGAGUGGCCCUUCUAAGUCAGACGAUCUUGAAAUUAGAAUGGAUCUUUCAGAUGAUCUUUUGUAUAUGGUCUUUUCUUUCUUGGGUCAUGUUGAUCUUUGUCGAGCUGCAAUGGUUUGUAAGCAGUGGAGAACAGCUAGCACACAUGAAGAUUUUUGGAGAUAUUUGAAUCUGGAGAAUCGCAAUGUAACAUUAGAACAAUUUGAGGAUAUGUGCCAUCGGUACCCAAAUGCAGUGGAGGUGAAUCUUCAUGGUGCUCCUGCUCUCCACAAUCUUGUCAUGAAAGCAGUUUCAUCAUUAAGAAACCUCGAGACUUUGACUUUGGGAAGAGGACAGCUGGGAGAUCCAUUUUUUCAUGCUCUGGCAGAAUGCAACUUGUUGAGGAGUUUGAAUGUGAAUGAUGCUACCCUGGGCAAUGGUAUGCAGGAGAUACCUAUAAACCAUGACAGAUUGCAACAUCUUCAGCUUAUCAAGUGUCGUGUCCUGAGGAUAUCCAUCAGGUGUCCAGAGCUUCAAACAUUGUCUCUGAAGCGCAGCAACAUGGGCCAAGCUGUACUGAGUUGUCCCCUUCUGCAUGCCCUUGAUAUUGGAUCAUGUCACAAGCUUUCAGAUGCGGCAAUUCGCUCAGCUGCAAUUUCAUGCCCACAACUGGAGUCCUUAGACAUGUCAAAUUGUUCUUGUGUCAGUGAUGAGACAUUACGUGAGAUAGCCCAAACUUGUGCUAAUCUCCAUAUUCUUGAUGCUUCUUACUGUCCGAACGUAUCUCUAGAGUCUGUAAGGCUCCCACUGCUGACUGAACUCAAGCUUCAUAGUUGUGAGGGUAUCACUUCGGCUUCAAUGGCUGCAAUUUCUUAUAGUUACAUGCUGGAGGUCUUGGAGCUUAACAAUUGCAACUUACUGACUACUGUUUCAUUGGAUCUUCCUCGUUUGCAGAGGAUAAGCUUAGUACAUUGUCGCAAAUUUGUUGAUCUGAAUCUAAGAAGUGUGACUCUAUCUUCUAUUAUGGUGUCUAAUUGCCCAUCACUCCAUCGUAUCAGCAUAACUUCCAAUUCACUGAAAAAAUUAGCGUUGCUGAGGCAGGAAAACCUUACUACUUUGGCUUUACAAUGUCAAUGUCUCCAAGAGGUUGACCUCACUGAUUGUGAAUCAUUAACCAAUUCUAUUUGUGAGGUAUUUAGUGAUGGUGGGGGGUGUCCAAUGUUGAGAUCAUUGAUUCUGGAUAAUUGCGAGAGCUUGACGACAGUAAGAUUCUGCAGCACAUCUUUGCUCAGUCUUUCUCUAGUUGGUUGCCGCGCUAUCACUUCUCUUGAUCUGAUAUGCCCCUGUCUUGAGAAAGUAUGUUUAGAUGGUUGUGAUCAUCUGGAGAGAGCAUCCUUUUGUCCUGUUGCUCUUAGGUCUCUGAACUUGGGAAUAUGUCCCAAGUUAAGCACCCUGAGAAUCGAAGCCCCCUCCAUGGUGUCCUUGGAGUUGAAAGGCUGUGGUGUACUAUGUGAGGCAUCCAUCAAUUGCCCUCUUUUGACUUCCCUUGAUGCUUCAUUCUGCAGCCAACUUAAGGAUGACUGCUUGUCUGCAACUGCUGCAUCCUGCCCGUUGAUUGACUCAUUAAUCCUCAUGUCUUGCCCCUCUGUUGGCUCUGAUGGGCUUUACUCCUUGCGCUGCCUUCCCAAUUUGACUGUGCUGGACCUGUCCUACACCUUUUUGAUGAAUCUGUUGCCUGUUUUUCAGUCUUGUUUGCAGUUAAAGGUACUUAAAUUACAAGCUUGCAAAUAUCUGACUGACGAUUCCUUGGAACCACUCUACAAGGAAGGUGCUCUACCUAUGCUCCAAGAGCUGGAUUUGUCAUAUGGGACCCUUUGUCAGUCUGCAAUAGAGGAUCUUCUUGCCUGCUGUACUCACCUUACACAUUUAAGCUUGAAUGGAUGUGUGAAUAUGCAUGACCUAAAUUGGGGUUGUAGCAGUGGUCAAGUGACAGAGUUGCCAACUGUUAAUAGCCCACGUGCUUCUUUUUCACUUGAGGAUAACUAUGCAGCAAUCGAGCAGCCGAACCGGUUGUUGCAGAACCUCAAUUGUGUUGGUUGUCGUAAUAUUAGAAAAGCCCUUAUCCCACCAAUGGCGCGUUGCUCUCAUUUGUCGUCGUUUAACCUUUCUUUGUCUACCAAUUUGAAGGAAGUUGAUAUUGCGUGUUUGAACUUGGGUGUUCUGAAUUUAAGCAAUUGUUACGCUUUGGUGAUACUGAAACUCCAGUGUCCCCGAUUGACGAGUUUAUUUCUUCAGUCCUGCAACAUCAACGAAGAAGCUGUUGAAGCUGCUAUUUUUCAGUGUAAUAUGCUUGAGACUCUUGAUGUACGCUUUUGCCCAAAGAUAAUCUCAAUAAGCAUGGUCCGGUUGCGAGGAGCGUGCCCAAGUCUAAAGCGGGUAUUCAGCAGCCUACUGUCAACUUCUUGA